AUGCCUGCUGCGUCCGUUACUUCGUCCAAACCCAACUCUGCUCCGAGCUCCAAGCCUUCGUCAGUCAAGUCUCACGAUGGUUCCAAAAAAUCUCCUGCUCUCGCUUCCCAAGACGGCGAUUCUGCCAGCGAAUCUUCGCACUUGAGGGCCCCUUUGGAAAAGGCUUCUGUCAAGGAACGCUUCACCCGCAUCUUUUCCAGCAAAGAGGUCGCCAAGAGCAACGGCUAUGCCGAGCAAGCUGGCCGAUCCCGAGGUUCUUCUCUCAACGGCGCUUCGUCCCCUGCGCCGUCCCGCAAAGAAUCAUCCGAGAAGCCUUCCGAAAAGCCGUCACCAAACCCUUCCAAGGUCAUUCCCGGCAAGGAACUAGGCAUGCGCUUCGCUCCCAACCCAGACGUCCAGGGCGGCCACGAGCAUCACCUGAAAUCGAGCCGCCGGCAGGAAAAGCUUUCCGACAUGUGGCGCACUCUUCUGGGCAAGAAGCCCGAGGCCUCCCCCGACCAUGACCUCUCGCUCGUCUCCAACUGGGUUGACUCGCUACGCCAGGAGAGGGAAGAAGCCGCCGAACGAAAAGGCGGACCCAACCCGUCAUCUACACUAGUCGAGAAAUACGGCAAGUGCCAGGAAGUUGUUGGACGUGGAGCGUUCGGCAUCGUCCGAAUCUCUCACAAAAAACUAGGCGGUUCUGAAAAGCUCUUUGCCGUCAAGGAGUUUCGCCGUCGCCCCGAGGAAACCGAGAAGAAGUACAGCAAACGACUGACUGCUGAGUUCUGCAUAUCCUCGUCUCUGCGCCAUCCUAACGUAAUCCACACUCUGGAUCUGCUCAAGGAUGCCAAAGGUGAUUACUGCGAGGUGAUGGAAUUCUGCGCCGGUGGCGACCUGUACACCCUCAUCCUUUCAAGCGGCAAGCUUGAGGUUCAGGAAGCCGACUGUUUCUUCAAGCAGAUGAUGCGCGGUGUCGAGUAUCUUCACGAGAUGGGCGUCGCUCACAGAGACCUCAAGCCUGAAAACCUGCUCCUCACCACGCGGGGCGCCCUCAAGAUUACCGAUUUUGGCAACGGAGAGUGUUUCCGAAUGGCCUGGGAAACAGACGCCCACAUGGUGUCUGGCCUUUGCGGCUCCGCACCGUACAUCUCUCCCGAAGAGUACACUGACAAGGAAUUCGACGCUCGCGCCGUUGAUGUAUGGGCCUGCGGCGUCAUUUACAUGGCGAUGCGAACAGGCCGUCACCUUUGGCGCGUGGCCAAGAAGGAAGAGGAUGAGUUUUACGCUCGCUAUCUGGAGGGGCGCCGUGACGAGGAGGGCUAUGGCCCUAUCGAGUCCCUGCACCGCGCCAGGUGCCGCAACGUCAUCUACUCGGUGCUGGAUCCCCAUCCAACCCGCCGUCUCACGGCCGCUCAGGUGCUCAAAUCCGAGUGGGUUCGCGAAAUAAAACUCUGCAAGGCCGGUGAAGAAGGUCUGUAA
Ustilaginoidea virens is the source of this 1461-nucleotide messenger RNA. RefSeq lists its product as uncharacterized. Gene Ontology annotation, biological process: protein phosphorylation; intracellular signal transduction; intracellular monoatomic cation homeostasis. The transcript has a single exon. Gene Ontology annotation, molecular function: ATP binding; protein serine/threonine kinase activity. The coding region runs from base 1 to 1461 and encodes 486 amino acids. Lineage: Eukaryota; Fungi; Ascomycota; Sordariomycetes; Hypocreales; Clavicipitaceae. The record is from RefSeq and is a predicted model, not a curated record.